AUGUCAACGAGAGUGUUGAUCCGCGGCGUGCCGCCGGCGCAAUUGGGACUUUGGCGCCGGGCGGGAAGGUCGCAAGUGGUGUGCAGGGCUGCGCUCCGUGGGCCCCGGGCGGCCAUAGGUCCCACGCGCCGCCGAGCCCGCGCCAAACUGAUUGGAAAACACGCCGCGGCCGAAGAUAUCGGAACGGAACCGCGCCAGGCGACUGUGAAGUGGCCGGGCUCUGGUGGCGUAAGAACGGCCGCCGGUGUUGGCUCCGAGGGCGCGUCGGGUGCCCACGCGGCUGGUCCCAGGGCGGCGGGAGGCCGUGCACAAAUCAACGCGCCAGCCGCUCUGCGAGGACCCCCGUUGCUCUCGUGCCAGGGCUGCCUGCGACAC
This is a messenger RNA of Iphiclides podalirius (scarce swallowtail), 375 nucleotides long. Lineage: Eukaryota; Metazoa; Arthropoda; Insecta; Lepidoptera; Papilionidae. The record is from the annotation of a GenBank genome assembly.